AUGGCUAUCGGUGAUCUGAAAACCGACAAGGGUAUCAAAGAUUUAAAUACCUAUCUAGCGGAUCGCAGUUAUAUCGAAGGGUGGAAUCCCACUCAGGCAGAUGUAGUAGUACUGGAAGCAUUAGGAAAGACACCAACCUCUUCGAACCCUCACGUUUUACGCUGGUAUAAUCACAUCAAAUCAUACGAUUUGAAGACACUACCAGGAGAGAAGAAAGCACCUAGUAUUUUAAGUACCACUACUACUACUAAUGCAGCAACGACGAAAAAUGAUGAUGAUGAUGUGGACCUGUUUGAGUCUGAUGAAGAGGAGGACGCAGAGGCUGCAAAGCUUAGGGAGGAAAGAUUAAAGGCAUACACAGAGAAAAAAUCUAAGAAACCAGCAUUGAUCGCUAAAUCCAGUGUUGUGUUAGAUGUUAAACCAUGGGACGAUGAAACUGACAUGAACGAAAUGGAGAAAUGUGUGAAAUCCAUUGAAAUGGAUGGUCUAGUUUGGGGAGCAUCUAAAUUAGUCGCAGUGGGCUAUGGAAUUCAUAAAUUCAGGAUAAUGUGUGUCAUAGAAGACGAUAAGGUAUCGGUAGAUGACUUGAUCGAACAGAUAGAAAGUUUUCAAGAUUACGUUCAGUCCGUCGAUAUUGAUUCAUUCAAUAAAAUAUAAAUAAAUGUUUUUUGUCUAUUACCUCUAAUGUAAACUUAAUAAAUAAUCGUUGUUUGUACAUAUAA
This is a messenger RNA of Ceratina calcarata, 722 nucleotides long. RefSeq names its product elongation factor 1-beta (gene eEF1beta). Gene Ontology annotation, cellular component: cytosol; eukaryotic translation elongation factor 1 complex. Gene Ontology annotation, molecular function: guanyl-nucleotide exchange factor activity; translation elongation factor activity. NCBI's taxonomy places the organism in Eukaryota, Metazoa, Arthropoda, Insecta, Hymenoptera, Apidae. Gene Ontology annotation, biological process: translational elongation. The record is from RefSeq and is a predicted model, not a curated record. The transcript is spliced from 3 exons. Bases 1 to 657 code for a protein of 218 amino acids.